Molecule: messenger RNA, 787 nt
Organism: Oryza sativa Japonica Group (Japanese rice)
Lineage: Eukaryota; Viridiplantae; Streptophyta; Magnoliopsida; Poales; Poaceae
Source: RefSeq, a predicted model, not a curated record
GGCUGCUUUAUCUGCAUAAUUAAUCAUCUACCUAUAUAUGUAUUGCAUAUUCAGUAGAAGCUGUUGCAAUUAACCAGCAAGAUCAGUCAUCAGUGUGCGAGUGUGUGAUUGGUUUCUUUGAAUUGACCGUGAUUCUUGAUGGAGGACGUCGCCGGCGUCGUUGAUGCAGCGGAGGAUGUCGUCAAGCCGGCGGCGGCGAGGCAGCCGAUCAGAAGGCAAGGGAGCCUGCGGCUGCGCGCCCUCGCGCCGGGAUCCAUCGACGUGCGAGCCGGCGGCGCCGGCGACGGGAGCGCCGCGUCGGAGUACUGCCACGACGCCGUCGCCGCCGCCGCCGAGGUAAUCCCGCUGCUCACGCCGCUCCAUGCCGUCCCUGCGGCGCCGGCGGCGUCCGAUCAGGUGUCCGGCGGCCGUACUGCGCGCCAUCUGACGGAGGUGGUCGCCGGCGGCGGGCGGUGCGUCGCCGUGGAGAAGACGAGGUUACCGGCGUGGUGGUGGCACCCGGCGAUGCCGCCGUUCGUGAACGAUCAGCCGGCGUCGGCGUCGGCGGUUGGGUUUGUGUUUCAGAACUGCGUCUGAUCGAUCUUCAGUUAGUACAGUGGGCUAAUAUUGUUCAAUCUGACGUUUCUUUCUUUUUCGUCUUAAUUUCAAUCUCUCUUUUUCUCAUCCUAUUAGAUUUGUACAUGUAUUUUCCGACCAUAUCUGUAUAUACCGAGCUACUGCCUCCGUACUAAUAUAUAAUAAUUUUAAUUUCUGAUUAUGUAUAUAGAGAAAUCCUAAAAUAUAGUAA